Lytechinus pictus (painted urchin) is the source of this 4007-nucleotide messenger RNA. Its product is annotated as condensin-2 complex subunit G2-like. NCBI's taxonomy places the organism in Eukaryota, Metazoa, Echinodermata, Echinoidea, Temnopleuroida, Toxopneustidae. Gene Ontology annotation, biological process: mitotic sister chromatid segregation. The record is from RefSeq and is a predicted model, not a curated record. The transcript has 26 exons. The coding region runs from base 109 to 3630 and encodes 1173 amino acids. Gene Ontology annotation, cellular component: nucleus; condensin complex.
GUUUCCGGACAAUUUCGGAAGAGCGCGCGGUUUUUCGAACUGUUUGUAAUUCGCUUCACUGACUUGGUCUUGGUUGGAGGUUUCUAAAAAUAAAUUAAAUCCAGGACCAUGGUGACAUGCAGUGCAGAGAAGGAGCUGUUUUUGGCAGCUUGCCAAGCAGAAGAAUGUCAGUCCUUUUUGGAGUUCAUGGAAAAACAUAAAUCCAAAUCUGAUGACUUUAACAUCAGUGAUUUGCUGUUGAGUGUCUCUCGGAAGCAACAGGAGAAGCUUUGGGAUGGACUCUUUGAGCUCUGUGCAAGGACGAUGGCCAAACUCAAUCCAUCUGCUGACCCUGUUGAGCAGUCAACACUGGAUGAUGUCCUUAAGUGUCUACAAGGAAUUGUGACAGUAGGAACAUGUUGCCUGAGUACAGAGAAACCUGUUAUUGUGGACAAGAUGCUUGAAACUAUGACAGUUUUACAUGGUGUACUUCUUGACCUUCCAGAUUCAGCAAGCAAGCUGCAGCAUAACAUUGCAAAAUUAUGUCACUCAUGGUGGAAUGAUGAUUUACCUGGGCGAGAACUCCUUGUUCCAAACACCAUUAUGUAUCUACUGGUGAAAACACUUCAGCCCAGUGGCAUGGUAUCGGAUGUGAGACUUCUAUAUUCCAUGAGGAAAUCCUUCUCUCAGCUCAACCUAGCUGAUGAGAGUAGUACUUCACUCAAAGAACUACUAGAGCAGUGCUUCAUUAAUUCUAUCUUCCUGAAGAAUGAUGAUGGGCGUAAGUUCUUGAGCUUUCUCUUGUGUUUAGACUGUGAUCUCACAGAGCGUCUUCAUUCAGCCAUUAAGAAUCAGCUACCAUCGUGUCCAAAGAAUACGAUCAAUUACUAUGGAGAGGUGUACUUCAAGGCUUGGCGGAAAUCUACGCCCCCUCUGACAGCAAAACUAGAGACCAGCUGUAUUCAGGACUUGAUGCACUCUGCUGUACACGCAAGACGUGUAGGGACUCGAAACCUCUCACUUACUCUCAGACAGCUUUUAAGCUACUUCACCAAGCAGAAGAGACAGCAAGGAGUGGACAGCAUGCUACUAACUCUGUAUGAACCCAUUCUAUGGAGAGCUUUCAAGGUUGCUAAUGCAUCUGUGAGAGCCAAUGCAGCAGCCCUUCUCAUUGAUGCCUUCCCUCUCCAAGAUCCUGAAUCUAAUAAAGAAGAGACUGAUGCACUUCUCCAGAAACAGAUUGACAUCUUACAAGGUUUCCUUACUGACCAAUGUCCUGUGCUAAGAGUAACUGGUGUCCAGGGAGUCUGUAGGAUCUUAGGAAUGUACUGGGAACUGAUUCCAGCCCAUGUCUUGACUGCAUUCCUAACUAAACUCAUCCAAGACAUGGCCUUUGAUACAAGCUCCAGUGAUGUCAGGGUGUCUGUUUUCAAGGGUUUGAUGUUUGUGAUUGACAAUCCUUUGAGCCAUCCUCUGCUAAAGAACUUGCUCCCAUCUCUGAAAAACUUCAUUCAUGACACCUCCGAGAAGGUUAUCGUGGCUUUUGUUGAUCUCUUGAUAAAGGUCAAAGGUCUCAAGACAAUCAAGGUGUGGAGUAUCGUCCCAGUGGAAGACCUACUGGCUAGACUUGAGGUAGAUUCACCUCCUGUAUCUCGUAGGAUCGUCGACCUCCUCUUCAAGUCAUUCCAACCAACAGACCGUGAUGCUAGCGUUCAGAUAGAAAGAGUAAUGGCUCUUAUCUGUAUGAAUCCUGGUGCAGCAAGGGUCUUCUACCAGUAUGCCCAUAAGCACAUGUCUGUUGACACUGCAGCCGAUUUCAUGUUACUCCUGUCCCGCUGUUUGCGAGGCUGUAUCAACCAAGAGGAACAUCAUAACUCCAUGGUAUCUGCAGGCGGAGACAACUCAACAGAGGAGGAGGAAGAAGAGGAAGAGAGGGAGGGCCUCUCACUCAAAGAUACAGAUGUUAUUGAUGGGAUGUUAGAGAUUAUUGUUAUUCUUUGGACUGGCAUUGCCCAACAACUAGCGAAACCAGUGAAUCAGUCAGUCAUGCAGAAGCUUGUUCACCGAUUUGGCAAAGAUCUACCAAGAUUUUUGACCACUUUCAAGGAUGGGAGAUCUCUGUCUGCAGUCCUCAUACUUGUCUCCUUUCUUCCUGCAUCGUCUAUUCCAGCAUUUAGUCAUAGUUGUUUGUCUAAGUUGAAGAGCAUGGAUCCGACUGCUUCCCCUGAAGCAUACAGUCCCCUCAUUCAAUGCCUGAUAUCCUGGGGGAAGGGCAAUGAUGUCAUCAGGCUUCUCUCUGAUUGGCUAGAACUAGCCAUCAAUCAAACUGAUAAUGAAAAAGAAUCUGAAGAGGAGGAGGAGUCUGGAGAUCAGAUGUCCAGUAAGCUGAAGAAAAAGAGAGUGACUUUCAAUGAACCUGUUGUUAAACCUCAACCAAUAUUGGCCAUGGCUUACCUAGACUGGUUGCUUACUAACUACUCAUGCCGUACUCUACUGCUGGAUACAUCAGCAAAACCACUCGGAGAAAUGGCUACCAUUCUUAAAGGGGUUCUACCAUUGAUUGAGAAACGUCUGAUGAAUCCAGGGCCACUCAGUGACAUGAUGUCAGAUGAUAUGCUUACUAGCAUUGUAAAUGGAUACUGCAGAGUCAUCAUUCAUCUACAAUCUCUACAGAGCUCUGAGCCCAGUAGUCCCUCAGCCAGUGAAUUAAGUCAUGUUAGUUCUGAGUUUGAUGAGCUACUAGCUUGGUGUGACAGGGAGCUGCUGUCUGUCUUACCCCAGAGCUUAGGGGAGGAAUCCAGUGCUAAGGCUGAUGAUGGGAUCAGAAAACUAGCCAAAGAUUGCCUCAUGGUUGUAUUGAAGUUUGCUUGUGAUGUGGUAACUCUUGGAUUGGGAUCAGAUCUUUUCUACUCUCAUCUAGCUGAUUUUUGUCAUCUUGUUCUCAAAACAGAAGAUAAUAUGGACUUUGUGUCACUGGUGGCCAAGGUCAUGUGUCACAUUGGACGAGGAGGUUUGGCAAUGGAUGACAAACAACAGGACCUGGUAGCUGAUCUCUUUACCAAGUUCAUCAAAGCUAUAGGGAUAACAGCCAGUCAGAAAGAAAAGGAUACCUCUCAAAUGCAGCAGGCAUUAUCAAGCAUCAAGCCGGCCGUUUCUGACAUCCUCCGUAACAGCAGCAAGUGCAAUGUUCGUUUCCAUGAUGAUGUCCUAGCCUCCAGUAUGGCUGCUUGUGUUGGUGAGAUGACAAACACAGUAGCUCAGUCUGAAGGGACAUUGGAUGCUGUUCAGUCAGCAGGAGAUUUGCCACCUGUUUCAGGUUUCUUGGUUGGCAUAGUAUCCAGUAACAAGGAUCUGCUCAGGUCAUUUGUUUAUGAACUUGAGCGAUGUGUAUCAGUGGGUGCCUUACAGACCUACCCAACGCUCCUAGCAGCCUUUCACAUCCUACAUCCAUUGAGUCAAGAUAAGAAAAGAGGAGGUUCCUGUGGUAUCAAGGAAUGUCUGACAGCUUUAAGACUACAAAUGGAUAAACUCCAACCUUCCAAAGACCAAGAUGAAGAGGAUGAUGGACCCAACGAUCCUAACAGGUUUAUGUUCGGCCAGAUGCAGUCCCUUGAGAAACAGAUAUCAGAGGCUAUUGGAGGGGUUGCCUAGGUGAUACAAGUCUGGUAUAGUGCAUUGGAAUUUGAAUUUUGAAAUCCAACAGAAGUCAUGACUAUGGCAAUCAAGCAAGUUCAUUGGUAAUGCCGGUGCUGAAAAUUAGUUGGCAGUAUGGAAGGAGCAUGAUGCAUAUUGAUUGCAAUGAACUUAACAUUUAGGUGUUUGCUGAAGUGGUUUUAGAAUAAUAAGAAAUUAACUUAAGUCUGCAGAGGGUAAUAUAUGCUCAACUAGGGAAACAUGAUGGAUUACACUCGGCUGUUUUCUAUAAUUUCAUGAGCAUUCCUUUGCAGUGAACAUUUCUACUUCUAAUUGUCUUCUCAUGUAACAUGAAAAGAAUUUGAAAUGUCACCAUUGUUUCUCAGCUUUCCAAA